CACGCUCGCGCUCCACACACACACACACGUGGAGAAGGGGGGCCCCCCUCGCGCUGUCAGCAGAGAGGAAGGUUGACAAGGUGUGUCUCCGUCCUGAGGAGUAAAUUACCGCGCCUUGCUGUCAGCCUGCAGUGCCAAAGUCUCAUCAUCAUCAGCAUCAGCAUCAUCAUCAUCAUCAUCAUCAGCAUCUCAGCCGAGGAUGCCGCAGACAAACAAAUCCAGAAACGCCCCAGUGUGUGACUCCUCAUGCUCGGGGGCCACAGCAGAGGAUGCAGACCCGGUGUCCCGGGAGGAGAUCCUCGCUGCAGGUGAUGGUGGAGGUGGAGGAGAGGAUAAUAUUGGAGACAGCGAGAUAAUAAAGUCUCCCAGUGACCCCAAACAGUACAGGUACAUCGUGCUGGACAACGGGCUACGAGCUCUGCUCAUCUCAGACUACAGCGGCCUUGCAGCGUCUGAAGAUGAAGACGAGGACGAAGACGAGGACGGUGAAGAGGAGGAAGAAGAAGGAGAAGAAGAGGAGGACGAUGAAUCAGGAGAUGAAUCAGAUGACGAGGAAGACGACGACGAGCAGGGGAGCGAUGGUGAUUAUGAAGAUGAUGACGACGAGGGGACGAAGAAGAAAAGAAAUGCAGAGAAGCAGUCUGCAGCAGCGCUGUGUGUUGGAGUGGGCAGCUUCAGCGACCCCAGUGACCUCCCUGGCCUCGCUCACUUUCUGGAACACAUGGUGUUCAUGGGCAGUGAGAAGUACCCCUCAGAAAACGGCUUUGAUGCUUUCCUCAAGAAGCAUGGAGGGAGCGACAACGCCUCCACCGACUGCGAGAGGACUGUCUUCCAGUUUGACGUCCAGAGGAAAAGCUUCAGAGAAGCUCUUGACAGGUGGGCUCAGUUCUUCAUCUGCCCCCUGAUGAUCCGAGACGCCAUCGAUAGGGAGGUGGAGGCUGUUGACAGCGAGUACCAGCUGGCUAAGCCGUCGGACUCCCACAGGAAGGAGAUGCUGUUUGGCAGUUUGGCUAAACCUGGACACCCUAUGGGCAAGUUCUGCUGGGGGAAUGCCCAGACGCUGAAGCAGGAGCCAAAGACGAAGAAGAUCAAUGUCUAUAAACGGCUGCGUGCCUUUUGGAAGAAACACUACUCUGCCCACUACAUGACUCUGGCGGUGCAGUCAAAAGAGAAGCUGGACACUCUGGAGGAGUGGGUGAGAGAGAUCUUCAGCAAGGUGCCUAACAAUAAGCUGCCGAAGCCAGAUUUCUCUGAUAUGUUGGAUCCCUUUGACACAGCAGCUUUUAACAAGCUCUACAGAGUCGUCCCUGUGAGGAAAGUUCAUGCUUUGAAUAUCACCUGGGCUCUCCCACCUCAGGAGAAAUACUACAGAGUCAAGCCUCUCCACUACAUCUCUUGGCUGAUUGGCCAUGAAGGCACAGGAAGCAUCCUCUCAGUGCUCAGAAAGAAGUGUUGGGCUCUGGCUUUGUUUGGAGGAAACAGCGAAACCGGCUUUGACCAAAACACCACCUACUCUAUCUUCUCCAUCUCCAUCACCCUCACCGAUGAAGGCUUCCAAAACUUCUACCAGGUGACUAACCUGGUGUUCCAGUACCUGAAGAUGCUGCAGACACUCGGACCACAGCAAAGAAUAUACGAAGAGAUUCAGAAGAUCGAAGCGAAUGAGUUCCACUAUCAGGAGCAAAUCGACCCUAUAGAGUACGUCGAGGACAUCUGCGAGAACAUGCAGCUGUUCCCUAAAGACGACUUCCUGACAGGAGAUCAGCUGAUGUUUGAGUUCAACCCAGAAGUGAUCAGUGCAGCCUUGUCCCUCCUCACUCCAGAGAAAGCCAACCUGAUGCUGUUGUCGCCAGAACAUGAGGGCCAGUGUCCCCUCAGGGAGAAGUGGUUUGGCACACAAUACAACAUGGAGGACAUCCAGCAGGAGUGGGUGGAGCGGUGGACGGGAAACCUGGAGCUGAACACUGACCUCCACCUUCCCGCUGAGAACGAGUUCAUCGCUACUGACUUCACCCUGAAGCCCUCUGACUGCCCAGACACCGAGUUCCCCGUCCGGAUAGCCGACAGCGACAGGGGCUGCCUGUGGUACAAGAGGGACAACAAAUUCAAAAUCCCUAAAGCCUACAUCAGAUUCCACAUAAUCUCUCCUGUAAUCCAGCAGUCUGCUAAGAAUGUGGUCUUGUUUGACUUGCUGGUCAACAUACUAGGCCACAACCUCGCAGAGCCGGCCUACGAGGCUGAAGUGGCCCAGCUAGAGUAUAAACUGGUGGCCGGUGAACAUGGCCUGGUCAUCAAGGUCAAAGGAUUUAACCACAAACUGCCUCUGCUUUUCAACCUGAUCAUUGACCACCUGGCUGAUUUCUCUGCCUCCCCUGACGUCUUCAGCAUGUUCGCAGAGCAGCUCAAGAAAACCUACUUCAACAUCCUCAUUAAGCCGGAGAAACUCGGCAAGGACGUGCGCUUGCUGAUCUUGGAGCACUCUCGCUGGUCCAUGGUGGAGAAGUGUCAGGCUCUGACAGCUGGUCUGACCAGCAGUGAGCUGAUGGAGUUCAGCCAGAAUUUCAGGGCCGAGCUUUACGCCGAGGGAUUGGUUCAGGGCAACUUCAGCAGCGCUGAGUCAAAACAGUUCCUCCAGUAUGUCACAGAAAAGUUACAUUUCUCUAAGCUGCCAACAGAGGUGCCGGUGAUGUUCAGAGUGGUGGAGCUUCCUCUGAAGCAGCACAUCUGCAAAGUUAAAUCGCUCAAUAAGGGAGACGCCAACUCCGAGGUCACCGUUUACUACCAGUCUGGGCCCAAAGCCUUGAGGGAGCACACACUGAUGGAGCUGCUGGUGAUGCACAUGGAGGAACCCUGCUUUGACUUCCUCCGGACCAAAGAGACUCUGGGGUAUCACGUCUACCCCACCUGCAGAAACACCUCGGGCGUUCUAGGGUUCUCUGUCACCGUGGAAACACAGGCCACCAAGUUCAAUACGGAGCUGGUGGAGUUAAAGAUUGAAGAGUUCUUGGCUUCAUAUGGGGAGAAGCUCAAUUCGCUGACUGAGGAGGCCUUUAAUACUCAGGUGACUGCUUUAGUGAAGCUGAAGGAGUGUGAAGACACACACCUUGGGGAGGAGGUGGACAGAAACUGGGCCGAGGUGGUUACACAGCAGUAUGUGUUUGACAGGCUCAACAGAGAGAUCGAGGCUCUGAAGCAGAUGACCAGGACUGAGCUGGUCUCCUGGUACAAAGAACAUCGAGGACAGAACAGCCGCAAACUCAGCGUGCACGUGGUGGGAUUUGGUGCUGAAGAGAAUGAUGAGGAGGUUGGUGGUAAAAAACAAGAAGGAGAGGAGGGCAAAGGGGAGGAUAUAAGUGGCUCUACCUAUGGCGAGGUGUCUAAGCUGACCUUCCUGCCCGCCUCACCGAAGAUGGCAGGCGCCGUAGCCAUCAUGGACAUUCCUGCUUUCAUCGGAGGGCUCCCUCUCUUCCCCUACCACAAGAUACUGGAAUAAACUGUGAGACAGAUGGCUGUGCUUUGCCUCUCGCUGAACCACGUUCAGGGACUGCUUCAUUAGAGAUGCAGGCACUUAUAAUAUGAUAUGUGGAGGUGAAGUAAGGCUGAAAAAGCUUCGGCUCGGCUCUGGACCUGGAUUCUGUCUCCGGAGCACCGGCUGUAGAUUUUAACCACGCUGUGUGCAUAAGCAAAAAGCCUGGAAGUGAUGAUUUCUUUUUAGCUAACUGAUAAUCUAUUCUGCUUUCUCACACUUAAUUAUGUUGUAUUCUCAGAAACCCGGGGAGUGUGGGGAUCUAUUUCUCCCCACACUGACUGAAAAUCUUUGAAUCAAACUCUCAUUUAUUUGGUUCUCUGAGCUCUGCUGCUGCUAUUACAACUGCAAAUCCCUGUCCCUGUCACUGUAUGUGUGGGAGCUCAGAUUAAUACCAUUUUUAAAGAAAAAAACACACACUCACAAAUCAACUGUGAAAACUGCGGAAAAGCCGAGUCCUUUGAACUCCAGAAAUGUGUUUUUGAGUGACUGUGUGCUGGAUUUGAAGCUCUGCUGUGCACUACUGUUAUUAACUGACCUGGAUCAUGUCAUGGAAUGAAACUGUGCAAAGAAAUAAAUUGAUGAGUAACGAGUGAA
Messenger RNA from Larimichthys crocea (large yellow croaker), 4123 nucleotides. Its product is annotated as nardilysin. The transcript is spliced from 33 exons. The record is from RefSeq and is a predicted model, not a curated record. NCBI's taxonomy places the organism in Eukaryota, Metazoa, Chordata, Actinopteri, Sciaenidae. Gene Ontology annotation, biological process: proteolysis. Gene Ontology annotation, molecular function: metal ion binding; metalloendopeptidase activity. Bases 200 to 3493 code for a protein of 1097 amino acids.